Messenger RNA from Bufo bufo (common toad), 1353 nucleotides. RefSeq names its product GVQW motif containing 3 (gene GVQW3). NCBI's taxonomy places the organism in Eukaryota, Metazoa, Chordata, Amphibia, Anura, Bufonidae. The transcript has 2 exons. The record is from RefSeq and is a predicted model, not a curated record. The coding region runs from base 562 to 1176 and encodes 204 amino acids.
AAAGUAGCCGAACGCUGGCUCCGUUUUUUUCAGAACUCCCAUAGCGAUGAAUGGAGGGUGGACGCACAUUUGUGGCUGCUCUCUGUUCACUCCAGUGGUGAUAAGAGUAGGUCCCAUAUGGGGGACCCACACCUGACAUUGAUAGCAUAUCCUAUCAAUAUGCCAUCAAAUGUCCCAGAUGACAAUGCCCCUUCAGUAUAUCAUUAUCAACAGUGCCCUCAAAUCACCAUGAAUAUGAUACACUGAUAAUAUUAUAUGUAAAAACACACACCCCGCAACACGUCACGAGCAUUAGGCUUCAUGCACACAGCUAUGCCUGUAUUUUGGUCUGCCAAAUACGGAUACGAGGGGUGUUCAAUAAGUUAUCUACCCCAGCAUGUUCUGUCAGUGUUAGAGAGCUCAGCUUGUCUGGUCGUGAAACACACACGGUAGCAGUUCAGUCUCAUGAGACACUGGAAGUGACAGGAUGGCAAGUGCGGUACUACAAAGAAAGUGAGGGAUUUUACAGCUUUGUUCCGUGAUUAAAUUCCUUAAACAGGAAGAAAAUAAGCCCAUGAAAAGAUGAUCGCUGUAUACGGUGAUGAAGCAUCUUCCUACUACCAAGCAAAGUUUUGGGUUAGGCAGUUUAAAUGGGGUAGGGAAUCAACUGAAGAUGACUCCUAUUCAGGGCGACCUGUUGAAGCAUCUUCAGAGGAAAAGUGCCGUAAAGGGAAGGCCAUGAUUUUGGAAGAUCGUCAAAGUCGGUGUUAUAGGGAUUUCAGUUGGCACAGUAUCCUUCAUGAUGUCAAAGAAUUUAUGCCGCACAAGACAAUUACUGGAGAUACCUCUGCUUCAACAAUGAAGGCAUACGAGACGCAAUCAAAGAGAAACGCCAUGGGAAGUUGUCAGCAAGUGUGUUGCUACUUCACGACAAUGCGCCCUCUCGCAAAUCACAAGCUGCGGUCAGGGAAUGCGGCUUCACAGAGUUUAACCAUCCACCCUACAGUCCAGACCUGGCUCCCAGUGAUUACUUUCUCUUUCGGAACCUGGAGAAAUUUCUGCGUGGGCAAUGAUUUCCUGAUGAUAAUGCAGUCAAAGAGGCAGCAAGAAGUCUCCUUCUAUUCUGAGGGCAUCCGAUCAACGGAGGCAAAGUGGAAUAAGUGUGUUGAAGUCCAGGGGGAUUACAUUGAAAAGUAGUAAAUUCAAUAUUCUCAGAAAAGUUUGUUUUCAUAUUCAGGUAGAUAACUUAUUGAACACCCCUCGUACCUUUCCUGUGCAUUCUGCACUCCCAUCAAUAGCCGUGACUAUUCUUGUCCGCAGUACGGACAAGAAUACGACAUGUUCUAUAACUUAUGGAAUGGUCACAUGCAUCUG